AUGAUGCGACAUCCGUAUUCCUCAGCCACCUUGGCUCUGAGAGCGAAGCCGACUCCUCGUAUCGUUCCUUUUCAAUCCAUCGCCGCUAUAUCCACGACCCCGAAGAAGCAUGCCGCAUCGGUGACACCUCACACCUCGAGCAGCCCCGCGCGCCGUGAACGAAGAGAAGUCGUUCUUCCCAGCCAAGAACCCAAGAAGGGCGUUGUUCAAUAUGCCUUAACUACUCUAGAUCAAAUGGCCAAUUGGGCCCGACAGUCCUCGUUAUGGCCCAUGACGUUUGGACUGGCGUGUUGCGCCGUAGAGAUGAUGCACCUUUCCACACCACGAUACGACCAGGACAGAUUCGGUAUCAUUUUCCGAGCGUCGCCGCGACAGUCGGAUGUGAUGAUCGUGGCCGGCACGCUCACCAACAAGAUGGCGCCGGCCUUGCGACAAGUAUACGAUCAGAUGCCCGACCCUCGGUGGGUCGUCAGCAUGGGUAGCUGCGCCAAUGGCGGCGGCUACUACCACUACAGCUACAGUGUCGUCCGUGGGUGCGACCGCAUUGUUCCCGUCGACAUAUACGUCCCCGGAUGCCCGCCAACUAGCGAAGCCCUCAUGUACGGCAUCUUCCAGCUCCAGCGCAAGAUGAGGCAGACCAGGAUUACGAGAAUGUGGUACAGGAAGUAG
This is a messenger RNA of Hypoxylon fragiforme, 669 nucleotides long. Its product is annotated as mitochondrial NADH-ubiquinone oxidoreductase 20 kd subunit. Gene Ontology annotation, molecular function: NADH dehydrogenase (ubiquinone) activity; quinone binding; 4 iron, 4 sulfur cluster binding. The record is from RefSeq and is a predicted model, not a curated record. Gene Ontology annotation, biological process: mitochondrial respiratory chain complex I assembly; aerobic respiration; electron transport coupled proton transport. Bases 1 to 669 code for a protein of 222 amino acids. The transcript has 4 exons. Lineage: Eukaryota; Fungi; Ascomycota; Sordariomycetes; Xylariales; Hypoxylaceae.